CGUGAUUAUAUGGAUUGGUUCUAUACUCCCCUUCUUUGAAGUUUAUUGAAUGUCCUUUGCCGUCAUUGCUUACUCACAUACUCUCCAAUCACACUGCAGCUGAUCCGACCUUUGUACCUGGUCGUACCCUCACACUGCCUCUUUACGACUUGCAUGCGCCACCGGACCAUCCUUACGUGCGGACGCCAUACGCAUACUCAGCGCUGGUACAGCUCUAUGCGAGAUCACGCCAACUGGACUCUGCUAGUGUACGAUUUGCCCGUAUGGGAAACGUAUCACCGUGGUGCCAAUUUGGGUGUGAGUGUCUGGAAACGCCGCAUCAUCUAUUUGCCAAGUGUCGUCGUUUCGCGGAAACGCGCAUCAAGUCGUCGCAGGAAGUGGUAGAUACAACUUCCAUGCUUCUUUGUGAAGCAAAAACCACUAUUCGAACAACGGAUGUUUAUCUACACUCCGCACGGCGCUUGUUCGUUGACGACGCUUCGGUGUGGCCUUUGCGCGAGACUCGCUAUUACUUAGGAACUGUACCUGCGAUUGAACCACCAGAUCAAAUAACCACUGUGUUGGCGACAAAAAUAGCGCACGUUUGGCAUGUGGCCAGCAUUCGUUUGGUAGGGUAAAUAUGGGGGAUGUACAAGUGUACUACAAAUCCAACGAUCGGCAAGGCUGAACGUGUGUUUGAUUUGCCUAGACAUUUGCGGCAUUUGCAGUCACAUUCAUAGUGACUAUUUAUUUCGAAGAGCUGACGCUCCUUCCUUCCUCCUCUCGCACGGACACAGCUUCUUUCUGACAUUUGUGAUCCCUUGGAUAUACGUUCUUCUCUUACUUCCUUCUCACUCAACUCGACGGUCUCUUUGCAGUUCCCUGCUAUAUCGCCCCUACCUCCUAGCUGAUCUCUCUCACCGGGCGCCAGUAUUCACAGACGUUCACACACAGUUCCACGCGAGAACGUCAACGACAACGGCUGCCAUCACAUUUCCAACUU
Molecule: messenger RNA, 982 nt
Organism: Suillus plorans
Lineage: Eukaryota; Fungi; Basidiomycota; Agaricomycetes; Boletales; Suillaceae
Exons: 1
Coding region: 264-617 (117 amino acids)
Source: RefSeq, a predicted model, not a curated record